UGGCCUAUUUAUAGUGUUGGCCCUUGCAACAAUGUCAUCUGUAACUCGACUCCAUCUGUUAAGUCGGAGCAUGUUGAAUGUCAGUUGCCAGAAGCAGAAGCAGUUCACUUCCCACCAACUCUCCUACCGAGAGCCCCAUGGAGAUUGUCGGACAACCGGGACCUUCGAGGGCCUGUAGCCUCCUCGGAGUGCCCCUGCUCGGCUGCUGGGACAUGGACGAAGAUAAUUGUGAGGUGCUGAUCGGCAUCAGGCCAAAAUCAUCGCCUGUCCCGAGGAGACGGAGCUCUGUUGAGGAGGACGAGGAGCCAGAGACGCCCUUGUCCAGCUCCAGGAGAGUGUCCUUUGCAGACGGAAAGGGCCUCAGUUUGGUGCAAGUGAAGGAGUUUGACACUUGGGAUGUGCCCAAGCUGCCAGAAUGCAACCUCUCUGUAGGGAAUGCUAAAGAUGCAGUGGAGUACUUCUUAUUUCCUGCAACGUUCUCACUUCCGUUGUCUACUGAGGAACUGUUUCUGAAAGUCCAGACACAGAAAGUGGAGUUGGAGAACAUUGAGUUAGUACCAGGGACCACAAUACUGAAAGGAGUGGUCCGAGUUCUCAACGUAUCCUACAAUAAGGCGGUAUAUAUCCGAACCUCUUUGGACUCUUGGUCGAGCCACUUUGACCUCCUGGCAGAGUACAUGCCCGGGUCCAGUGACAGUUUGAUGGACCUUUUCUCGUUCAGGCUCACCCUGGUGCCUCCGUUUGGGGAGCAGGGAGCAAGAGUGGACUUCUGUCUGCGAUAUGAGACUCCGUUGGGGACUUUCUGGGCCAACAAUAACCACAGGAACUACGUGCUGUCCUGCCACCAGAGAAUGGAGGAGAGGAAAGAGAAACCGCAGAAGGAAAAUGUAAAGAAAAGCUGCCUAAAGACUGUCAGUCAGUCCUUCUCCACUGUGGAAAACAUGUCUGCAACCGAGGCUCCAUCUCAGGAAAACAUUUCAUCAGAUGUGUCAAAACAUACAGAGCAAGCGGACACUAUGAAAGCAAAGCAAAUCUCUACAAACCAGUCCGCAACAUCUGAGGAAAAUCAGCAGAAAUUAUUGGCCGAGAGCAAACAGGCCUCCAGCCAAAGAAAUCGCAGGAAGGCUGCAAGGAUGGCUUGGCUGAAGGACUACUUUUCACAGGAAAAUGGAGGAGCGGAUGACACUGAAAGAGGUGAAUCACCUCCAGAAGCAAAACAGCCAGCCCAAGAGGAAAGCCCAGAAGAAAAGCGAGCAGAUGUGCGAUAUUUUCCCGAGGAGAGCAGUCAAUCAGAAGGUUCUUACUUUGUUUCUGAGUCUCUGGAAACAUGCAGUGCACCUCUCCUUGAUGUUUCACAUGAUACGUCAACUACACGCCACUACGUGUCCAACAGUGAGACAGCGAAAUCUGAGAGUGUCACUGCCGAACAUAUCUCACUCAACCCAUUACAUCCAAACGGUGAGCCCGCUCCUGAUGAAUGCCGAAAUAUCAACAAGUGCGUCUCAAAAGCUGAGGAAGGCCACUUUGCAGUGAAACCAGCUGACAGUAUUAUUUUGGAAGUGAGCAUUGAAAGCAUUGAAAGCCUUGUUAGCGAUGCCAACAGCUUCACAUUUGGAAAUGUGGUGGCUCCGCUUUAUAAUCAGGUGCUUGGCAGAGUGGGAAGUGAAAGUGAUCGGGGAAAUCCAGUACGGGCUACACUCAAUGUUGGAGACUUACCUCAGAGUAACUGUCACUCUGAAGGGAGACAGACUAGCUGUACAGGGCAUGAUGACAAACUUCAAGGGGAUGUGAUUAAAUAUCAGAAAUCAAAACAAGAAUGUUUAGGUGCCCCUCCAAAAAGUCCUCAAAUUGAAGAGAAGGAAAGCUGUUUGAUCGACACAGUAAACAACAUCCAACACCACGUAGAAACUCAAGAUGAUGUUAUUCAUUUAGACCAGAGAUGCACCAUCACAUCGGAGGUUCCAAAAAACAUUGCAGAAGACGUAGUUGUAGAUCCACACAGUGCAAACGUUUCAAUAACACAUUUGUUACAAACACAAACACCCACAGAAGACAAUCUCACCCAGGACCUCGAGGAUCAUACAUGUGCACAAACUAAAACUACUCUAAGUGAAACACUUACGGAAAGCGAAACUCAUAAAGCCAUGGCUAAACUAGAAACCUCAUUCAUGUCACCUCUAACUUAUCAGAGUGAAUCAGACUGUGUUAGCGACGAGGAAGACACACAGACCAGCUCUAUUGGCGAAAAUGGCUGUAAGUGUGUAGAGGAGUCAAACGUAGAUAACGUAGACAAAACAGGGAUAAUGUCGACACCCAAUGGCCUUUUAGAGGAGAAUAAACUACUAGAAGCUUUACACAAUUUGAAUUCAAAACACAUCAAUAAUUCUGCUAAAAAAGAAACUGAGGAAAAGGACACUCUGAUAUCUAUUGAAACUGAUAAGAGCAACUCGCAUAUAGAUGGUUCAAAACACUCAGCUGAAGUUAAGGUCAUAGGUGAGGUAGCUGAGUCAGCGGCAAAACCCAGAAUAACUAAUCACAUACACAGUGAUGUGCUCAAAGACUCCCAAAAAAUAGAGCAUCGUGAAAUUGUAAAUGCUGUCCCGAAAAGGGGGGAUUUUUGUAUAGCAGACACUACCGAGGUAAACUGGGAAAUGAUGGUUGAAGAAGAGGAGAACAGCAUGUUAACAGAUGAAGAGGAGAGUGAGGUCAUAUGUUUAAAAGCAGUGGAGAAACACCAAGGAGAGUUGGAGGACACAUUUAGGGAGGCAGCAUCAGAAAUCAGAGAUACAACACAGACCGACGACCAAAAGAUGGAGAUCACAACUGCCAUUGACGAGGAGAACAAAGCUGAGGUUGCAGAUGAACUAGAGGGCAAUAAUGGGGUUAUAGAGGAGGACAUUGGGGAGAUCCUGGCUGGAAGACAUAGGGAGGAAGUUGAGGAAGAAUUAGAAUAUGUUCGAGAACCACCCGAGGAGAUUGAAGGAGAGAAAAAAGAUGAACAAGAGGAGAUAGAGUUAGAGAUACAAGAAGUCAAUAUUGAAACGACAAAUAUCCUAAAGGAAGAGGAAGAAAUGACGAAUGAAGUCAAAUCAAGGGAGGGUGACGGAGAACAGGAGGAUCCAGAUUGGGAGGGAGAGUCAGACAUCAUGCUUCCAGAGAUUAUAGAGGAUAAUGAAGCAGGGGGUUUUGAAGAGAAGGUAGACUUUACACAAAACAAGGAUGGUCUAUCUGCUCUGGUGAACAAUGAGCACAACAAGAGAGUAACUGACAAAGAAAAUGGACACAUCCCAAAUGAAAUGCAAGAGACAGAUUUCCAAAGCAGUGCGAGAGAUGAUAACGAAUCCACAGCUGCAGAGGAAGGCUCCUGCAUUUCGGCAGAAGAAGCUGAAAUCGACAGCGAAUCAGCGGAGUCCGACUCAGACGACGAGGUGGAGUUAUACAUGCACUGUCUGAGGGCCGUUCACACCGGGGCCCAGAGCAAAGACGCGGGUUAUGUGCAGGGCUUACGGUCCUACGUAAGCAAAGGCAAACUGCUGUCCACACGCAUGCCCUCCAUCAGUGAGUCUCUGGAUGAAGAGCAACACCUGGGCGGCCUUCAGGACAGCCAUGAGGAGACGGCAGACUUCCAGCCCACAGCCCUGCCAGCGACAACUGGACAGGGGAGCCUCAACAGACAUGUGUCAUGGUGGAGAGAGACUUUUUCCUGCAGCAAUAUCUCCAAAACAUUGAUAUACGCCACCUUGUUAGUGGUAUUUUUAGCCGUGGUCCAGCGUUAUGAUUUUCUUGCCUGUUUCGGGCUCUACUUGGGAUCGGUGGUUUGGCUCUACCAUCAGGCAGCCAGGACAACAACAACAACAACAACAACAACAACAACAUAAGAGGUAGAAUUAUAAUUGGCUGUGAACGGUAAUACUAUCAUUAGAAUUUGAUAUUUUCUCUUCAUUUGAAGAUAUGUGAACAAGUGGUAUUAAUAAUGGUCUAAAUGGAAAUAGUUGGUAAUGGGCAUUAAUUUAGAGUAAAUACGACACAUAUCAGAUGAAAUGCUGUAUAUUCCCUAUGGGAGGAUGCUAACUCUGUUGUCUAGAGUAUGUACACAUUUUAUUUAUGCUUUAUUUUACAUAAAACUCAGUAUUAACGCAGACAACAGGCAGCGUACCAUUGCUCACACUGACAUAUAUUUUUGAAGUGUAAAUGCAACUGAUCUGUGUGCUGUGUGUGUGUGUGUGUGUGUGUGUGUUGAUGCUAUCUAUACAUCUUUUUGUUUUGUAGGGUACAUUUAUUUUUCAUAAGUCUUGAAUAAAUCAAAUUGUGUUCAAUGCUUUUAAUACUAUUAGUGUUCAAAACUGUUUUGUGUUGUUAGAGUAGAAAGGGGGUCACUCUUUGUUUUACUUUCCUGUAUACAAAUACCUAAAAUAUGUACUUUCUUAGUAAAACAGGAAGUGUUGGAGGCAGCCUAAUAUCAUGAGGAGUAGUAGUUAGGUUUGGGGCAUUAUGGAAGCCUCUGGCAUUUAGUGAACAACUCACAAAUAUUUCCUUUACCUGAAUCAAGGUUUAUUACUAGUGUAUUUUAAUCUAAAGAGGUUAAAUAUGAAUUCCCAUACUGGGAGUUGAACCCGGGCCGCCUGCGUGAAAACCAGGAAUCCUAACCGCUUAGACCAUAUGGGACUUGCAUUCAGUGAUACAUUAUCUCAGAGAACUGUGGUCAUACCCUGAAACCAGAUUAUAAUUGUUGGAUUAUUCAUGUCUCCAGUCUGUUUACAUGUCUUAAUCCAAGGCUACAAUCUGAUCAAAGCACGUAUGAUGUUAUCACUUAUGAGUAUUCAAAUAUGUUUGACAUCAGAGAUAUAGACCCUGAUAAGAUGCUUUGUCGUAGCCUGAAAAUCAAUAUGAAGAAAGCAGCUGCUGGGAGAAAAUACAAGUUUGAUAG
This is a messenger RNA of Notothenia coriiceps (black rockcod), 4927 nucleotides long. It is a transcript of the gene ppp1r3ab, whose product is annotated as protein phosphatase 1, regulatory subunit 3Ab. Gene Ontology annotation, cellular component: protein phosphatase type 1 complex. Gene Ontology annotation, molecular function: glycogen binding; protein phosphatase 1 binding. NCBI's taxonomy places the organism in Eukaryota, Metazoa, Chordata, Actinopteri, Perciformes, Nototheniidae. The coding region runs from base 78 to 3878 and encodes 1266 amino acids. The transcript has 4 exons. Gene Ontology annotation, biological process: regulation of glycogen biosynthetic process. The record is from RefSeq and is a predicted model, not a curated record.